CCUUACUUGUUAAACAGAAAAGCAUGGUCUGCAUUUGCGCUAGCCAGCAGCGAAUAGUCAUGGAGGUUGAAACGGAGAGGACGAAACCUGCUGCUGUGUUCAUGGCCUUCGGUACCAAGGGCGAUGUCUAUCCAAUUGCUGCCAUUGCGGCGGCUUUUGCUUGUGACCAGAGCCAGUACGACGUUGUCCUCAUCACGCAUUCAGCGCAUGAGAACUUACGUUGUCAUUUGGCUGAAAAGCAUGUUUCGUAUCUUCCAAUUUCAUCAGCACCUGUUGUCCCAAUCCAUCAGGAACAUGGUAGUACAGAAGAACCAGGUUCUUUGGAGAAAAUCAUGUUUUCUGCUGAACACAGACAAGAAUGUUGUUUGGCAGUGGAGACGAUAUUUGGAUCAGGCCCGAGCAUGGAGGGUGAUUUUAUACUGAUCAAUUUCUUUGCUUUGGAAGGAUGGAGUAUUGCAGAACUUUUUCGUGUCCGUUGCAUAGUUGCUGCUCCUUAUGUUGUUCCAUAUAGUGCACCUUCGUCGUUUGAGCGCCAAUUUGAAAAAGAACUUCCACUUUUAUAUAAAUACCUACAGGAAGCUCACAACACUAAGGUUUGUUGGAAAGAUGUGAUCCACUGGAUGUGGCCACUUUUCAGCGAGUAUUGGGGAUCCUGGCGAUGUGAUGAUUUGAAUUUGAGUCCUUGCCCUUUUACGGAUCCAGUAACAGGUUUGCCCACUUGGCAUGAUAGGCCUCCAUCUCCGCUUCUUUUGUAUGGAUUUAGCAAAGAAAUAGUCGAGUGCCCUGGUUAUUGGCCAUCAAAUGUUCGGGUUUGUGGCUUUUGGUUUCUCCCAAAUGAAUGGCAGUUUUCAUGUAAGCAGUGCAGUGAACUUUCCAGAAUUGUUUCUUCAGAGCGUCUUUACACAAAAGAUGAAAUGUGUUCAGCUCAUGUUCAGUUAGAAUAUUUUUUGAAGACCCCAGUGUCUAUGCCACCUAUUUUCAUAGGCCUGAGCUCAAUUGGAAGCAUGGGAUUUUUAAAAAACGCUCAAGCGUUUCUUCGUCUUCUCCAAACAGUCUUAGAGAUAACAAAUUACCGCUUUAUCCUCUUUACAGCCGGCUACAUACCUUUAGAUGCAGCAAUCCGAGCAGUUGCCGCUGAGUCAUCACCAUAUGCAACCCACAAGCAGUUUAAUGACGAGUGCAUUUCUCUCUUCAAUGACCGACUCUUUUGCUUUUCUGGAACUGUACCGUACAAGUGGCUGUUUACUCGAUGUGCUGCUGCAAUUCAUCAUGGGGGAAGUGGCACUACUGCUGCAGCACUAUUGGCAGGAAUCCCACAGGUAGUAUGUCCAUUUGUGCUAGAUCAGUUUUACUGGGCUGAAAGAAUGUUUUGGCUUGGAGUAGCACCUGAGCCAUUGAAAAGAACCCAUUUACUUCCAGAAGCAAGUGGUGAGAAAAUAGCGGCAAAUUUUCUAUCGAGGGCCAUACAGGAUGCAUUAUCCCCUGAAAUUAAGGAACAUGCUGUAGAAGUUUCUAAGAGAAUCUCUCUUGAGGAUGGUGUCUCAAAUGCGGUCAAAUAUAUCAAGGAAGAGAUCGUUGGUGGUUCAAGCUGAUCAUUCGCAAUCUCUUGCACUGGCCUUCGGACAUAGUUUUCAGCAAUGCGGACAGUCGAGAUUCUGAAAAUGGUGGAAAUGCUUACUGCUUGGAUGGAAGCUUGUGCACAAGGGGCACGGUUUGCUUUGGAGAAGUUUUCUUCUAUACAAAGAUUUGGAGGAACUAAUGAUGUCUGUAAGAAGUUUUCUUACUAAGGAUGCCUAAAUCGCGUCGUACUUGGUAACCCCUCCUUCAAACUCAACAUUAGGAAUCUGAAUUAGGAAAUCUUUCAAUCACAAUCCUUUUCAUGUGUAGAACUUGAAACAUAACGUAGUGUAAAGUGUAAACACAACAUUGUCCAGGUAGGCUCACGUGUGCCGCCGGUGUGUCAAAUUUCCAUCUACUUUGAAAAGUGAAACAGAUGAAAGGGUGACAUGUUUCUAAGAAAGAAGAUAUAUGGAGCAUAUGAAGUAGCUUGUGUUUGAUAUUUGCUACUUUGAAAGAGAUGGUUGUACAUCUAACUCAGUUGAAAGGUUGGAGCAGAAACUGUAACUUGACGGAGAAAGAUAACCGCUAGUUAAUCUCUACGAGUGCUUCUACCAUACACCGGUGUAGAAGAUGCACUGAUUAUCUCUAGGAGUGUUUUUACGGUCUGAUGAUAUUCCUCUUCAUUUGUAAAUGAAAGAUCUUAGGUUUGGAUCUCAUAGAUGACGAAUUUGAUACCAAAUUAGGUUGUUCAUUGUGUGGCUUAACCGAACUUCCCUUCUCGUAGUGUAAAAUAUAACGUUAUACUAAAUAACGUUAUAUUACACUUGAAUUACAUAAGAAAUUCAAUAUUUUAUUACA
Molecule: messenger RNA, 2418 nt
Organism: Pyrus x bretschneideri (Chinese white pear)
Lineage: Eukaryota; Viridiplantae; Streptophyta; Magnoliopsida; Rosales; Rosaceae
Product: sterol 3-beta-glucosyltransferase UGT80B1
Exons: 15
Coding region: 24-1592 (522 amino acids)
Source: RefSeq, a predicted model, not a curated record